Molecule: messenger RNA, 1138 nt
Organism: Nerophis ophidion (straightnose pipefish)
Lineage: Eukaryota; Metazoa; Chordata; Actinopteri; Syngnathiformes; Syngnathidae
Product: collagen alpha-2(IX) chain-like
Exons: 7
Coding region: 33-257 (74 amino acids)
Source: RefSeq, a predicted model, not a curated record
GUCUGAGUGGAAGCAAAGGAGAGAGAGGACCCAUGGGCGUUCCAGGUGCUCAAGGUCUGAGUGGACGCAAAGGAGAGAGAGGACCCAUGGGCGUUCCAGGUGCUCAAGGUCUGAGUGGACGCAAAGGAGACAAGGGCUUCCAAAGAAGAGGUGGACCCAAAGGAGACAUUGUAGACUCCGACGUGGAGGGGCUAGCUGGUGAGAAAGGGGAAAAGGUAUGUCUGGAGAAUCUGGCACUAAAGGACAGCACAGAGUGAGGAGACCUUGGACAUAAUGGUCCAACAUGGAGACUCUGGGAAGCCAGGUGAUGUAGGACCCCCUGGACUGCCUGGUCCUCGGGGGUUGAACGGCAUGAGCGGUGUGCAUGGCAGGCCGGGUAUUGAGGGUCCACCGGGACAAGAUAUAUCUGACCAGCAUAUUAUUGAUGUGGUAUAAAGAAUGUUGCAAGAGAGGCUGGCGGCAGCAGUAGCAGUGAGCACUACAAGGGCUGUGCCGUUGAACAACCGGCUAUUCUGGUCCUCCGUGAUUAAUGGUUCCACAAGGACCACAUGAUUUGCCUGGUUCCCGAAGAAUUCCUGGAACGAUGGGAGCUGACAGACGGAUUGGAAACACAUGUCUUAAAGGUAGGGACAUGUUUAGUUUCAUCUACAGUAAUGUGUGUGUAUACAUAUGCUUACAUAUACAUAUUUAAACAUGUGUAUACAUUUGUACCAAUGUGUACAUAUGUAUGCACUUUUUUUUUAGUCAGUAUACAAACGUACAACGAAUUGGGGUUAGGGUUAGAGGGUUAACCCUAACCCCAACCCUAACCGACUGUCUUCUAUGCCUAAAACCUACCCUCUAACCCUAACCAUAACCCCAACCCUAAACGACUUUCUUUCUAUGCCUAAAUGCUACCCAUCUCGCUUUCUCUUUAAAUCUAACCCUAAAUCCUUACCCCAACCCUAACCCCAAUCCUAACCCCAACCCUAACCGACUGUCUUUUCUAUGCCUAAAACCUACCCUCUAACCCCAACCCUAACCGACUUUCUUUCUAUGCCUGAAUCCUACCCGUCUCUCUUUCUCUUUAAAUCUAACCCUAAAUCCUUACCCUUACCCCAACCCUAACCGACUGUCUUUCUAUGUCAAAGACCUACCC